This is a messenger RNA of Blepharisma stoltei, 306 nucleotides long. The record is from the annotation of a GenBank genome assembly. Lineage: Eukaryota; Ciliophora; Heterotrichea; Heterotrichida; Blepharismidae.
AUGGCUUGUGUUAGAUUUAUCCUUCAGAGAGGGACAAAAAUAUUAGAAACACAAGCAGCUGUAAACACAAGACUUGCACAGGUAAUCAAGGACUCUGGAAUUGGAGACCCUGAUUUUUCACAUUGUGGAUUUAAGCUAGAAUGUGGGUCAUGUGCAGUUAAUAUUGAUCAUUCGCUUGCAGGAGCACCUAAAAUUGAAGAAUUGAUGCUGCUGAAAUCAAUGGGAGAUGAAAAAUCAACUAGGUGUUCAUGCCAAAUACAAGUUAGUGAAAAAUUAGAAGGGAAAACUAUAAAGCUAGUUUGGUAA